AUGGCAUCCACAACAAGCGGUCGAAUCUCCGACGUCAAUAAGGAGGAGCUAGGCAAAAUAGGGUCGAAGAUUGACGAUAUUCUGGCAAUUUGUUUAGCCAGUUUUGAUAAUUUGCGAGAUCUCGGGUUCAAAUUUCAGUAUGAACAGGCCGCGGAAAAAGCAGCGCACCAAAGUGGCGAAACUAAACCCGACCCAAUGGUGCAGCUCGCGCACGUGCUGUACCGGAUGGUUGACCUGACAUUAGGCACUGCUAAAACGGUUUACGAUCAAACGUUAGCGGAGUGGAGGCGACGAAAAUGCGAAAGUGAGAGAAAAUCGCCUACGUCUCCCCUGGCGUCCUCGCAAUCAUUGACUUCUCCCGAAGCGCUGCGUAACAGCAGCGUGGCGGACUUCAACGAAGGCUCGUCAGCAUGGGUCGAACGCGGCGCUCAUCUGUCCCUUCUCUCUCUGGAAGUUCUCUCGUCCAUAUUGCUUGCGCAUGCCGCACUGCGCAAAAGCAUUCAGAAGUACAUGCUUGAUUAUGACAUUCUAGACUAUCUGGAGAAGAUUUUUGGGAUGGAGCGUGACCAUGAACUGUCUUUCUUUCCCGAAGGGUUCAAGACGGAGUGCAUGCGCCUCGUCGCAAACCUGACAUACGAAAAUAACGACGUUAGCCUUGCCCUUGCGGGCCGUGACGCGUUCCUGUUCAGCAUCCUUUCCGCCACGCGCAUUGACGAGGAAAAUCCUGGAAUGGUCGAGUGGGCCGAAUUUGCCAUCCGAAACAUUUGCGAAUCGUCAGCCGCCGCGAGGGAAAAGAUACGCAAGCUGUCACCUCAAGGAUUGACUGAGGACAGCCGUGCGAUGCUUGGUGGGCGAUACAACUGCUCUUUUUCAAACAGCGGCAAAUUCCAGGCUCAAGCGUCAAAAUGA
Messenger RNA from Leptomonas pyrrhocoris, 909 nucleotides. RefSeq lists its product as hypothetical. The coding region runs from base 1 to 909 and encodes 302 amino acids. Gene Ontology annotation, cellular component: cytosol. Lineage: Eukaryota; Euglenozoa; Kinetoplastea; Trypanosomatida; Trypanosomatidae. The transcript has a single exon. The record is from RefSeq and is a predicted model, not a curated record.